GGGCCUUGCGCGGCUGAGAAAAACCGGGCCUCUCUGGCCCGCGGAGGACUCGACUCACUGGUGCACGCUUUCAGCCCCGAGCAUCUGGCGUGACAUGAGGUUUCUACACGCGGCCGUGAGCUGGGAACUGGCGGAGCUAGUUAAACGGAAAGAAAAGCAAAGACCUCUGGAAAGUCAUUUGGAAACAUCUCUAAAUAUUUUAAUUGUAUAAGCCACUACAGAGAAAGUGACCCAAACAAAACUACUUAAAUAACUGAAACAGGUUCAUGUUCUGUGUCAUCAAUUCUAUCCAGAAGCUGAGGAGUCUCCCUUUGAACUGAAGGAUUGUACGAGGAUGACCUUCCAAUUUAAUUUCACUAUAGAAGACAAUCUAGAUAAUGAAUUAACGCCCCCUGGAGAUGGAACUUUGACCCCUAAUUCCUCAAAAGAGUCUUCAGUCUCAGAAAGUCAAAAAGGUAAACACAGGGACACAAAAUGUUCUACAGAGCAGUCUGUCUUGCCUCCGAAUCACUCGUGGGGACCUACGUCAGUGGGACAUGCAGCUCCCUCCCAAGACACAUGCAACUCACUCCAUGCAGCUCACAGUUCAGGGAACUUAGAGCCUCAUGAAAAACAGCCUUGCUUGAGACUUGCCAAAGAGCAUGCUGUACCUAAAGAUUUAAAGAAAGUGUUAGAAAAUAAAGUCAUAGAAACAUUACCAGGUCUCCAGCACGUUAACAUAUCAGUAGUGAAAACCGUCUCGUUGAAAGAGAACUUCCCUGGAGAAAACAUCGUUUCAAAGACCAUUUCUUCUCACUCUGAUCUGAUUACCGGUGUUUAUGAAGGAGGUUUAAAAAUCUGGGAAUGUACCUUUGACCUCCUGGCUUAUUUUGCAAAGGCUCAAGUGAAAUUUGCUGGGGGGAAAGUGUUGGAUCUUGGCUGUGGAUCAGGGUUGCUGGGUUUAAUUGCACUCAAGGAAGGGGCCAAAGAAGUUCAUUUUCAAGAUUAUAACAGUUUGGUGAUUGACGAAGUAACUUUACCUAACAUGGUGGCUAACUCCACUUUGGAAGAUGAAGAAAAUGACGGAAAUGAGCCAGAUGUGAAAAGAUGCAGGAAAUCAAAAGUAGCACAAAAACUAGGUCAAUGCCGGUUCUUUUCGGGGGAGUGGUCUAAGUUUUGUAAGCUUGUAACCAGUGAAAAACAUUUUGAAAAAUAUGACCUCAUUCUCACCUCAGAAACGAUUUACAAUCCGGAUUACUAUGAUACUUUGCACCAAACAUUCCUUCAAUUGUUAGGUAAAAAUGGGCGGGUGCUUUUGGCCAGCAAAGCACAUUAUUUUGGUGUAGGUGGAGGUGUUCAUCUCUUUCAGAAGUUUGUAGAAGAAAGGAAUGUAUUUAAGACUAGAACACUUGAAAUAAUUGACGAAGGACUAAAAAGAUUCCUAAUUGAAAUGACUUUUAAGUAUCCCAGUUAAUGUCCACAGAGUGUCCUAAGUAAAAUAAACAGAAUAACUAAAAA
Myotis myotis is the source of this 1497-nucleotide messenger RNA. RefSeq names its product histidine protein methyltransferase 1 homolog. Lineage: Eukaryota; Metazoa; Chordata; Mammalia; Chiroptera; Vespertilionidae. Gene Ontology annotation, biological process: peptidyl-histidine methylation, to form tele-methylhistidine. The coding region runs from base 335 to 1453 and encodes 372 amino acids. The transcript has 2 exons. The record is from RefSeq and is a predicted model, not a curated record. Gene Ontology annotation, molecular function: protein-L-histidine N-tele-methyltransferase activity.